CGAAGUUACACUUAAAACUAGUUUGGAAAUCUUUUUCCAAACCGUUUUUGGACUCCUGCAGGCAGCCUGAAAUAUAAAACAGGCGACACUGUCCGUGUUUCCAGUUGUACUGUCAAUACCUGUCAGUUUCAGCUUGAAAUGAAUGAGAGUGCAGAAGGGCACAACAGGUGUGCCAACGAAAACGGAUCUCUUCUUGCCUCCAGCUCCCCUCUUACGUCUGUCAGCCACAGCUCCACCCAAACAUGGCUGCCAGUUGAAUCACCUCUGCAGCCUCCAUGGAUGAAUGGUCAUCAGAUGAGGCAGGACCAGGACACUCAGGACCAUUAUGUUGACAUGCAGCCCAGUCCUCAGUCCCAUUUCUAUGAGGAACUCUACUGUGCUGGCCGGACCUCCAACACUCUGGUCCCUCUGGCCAGCGCUCUCCUGACCUCCCCUGGGCCGCAGGUUGAUGUGCUGAAACAAGGUUACCUGGGGAAGCAGGAGUGGAACCACAGAAAAUAUUUUGUCCUGAGAGCAGGAAGUCACACUGGGCUGAGCCGUCUCGAAUGGUACAAGAGCCGGGAGACGUUCACAGCGAUGGAGAAGUCUGCUGGUAAAGCUGCGCUGUUUGGAUCAAGCAAGCAAGGGGUGAUUUACCUGAGGUGCUGCAUCAGUGUGAGCCGGAGUGGCAGUUCCAGGAAAGGCCACACGGUGGCGCUAUAUGUCAAGGAUCAGACCAUGGUGCUAGUGGCAGAGGACCAGCAGGAGCAAGAAGAGUGGUACCUGGCUCUUAAGAAACUGAUGGAGGAGGAGCAGAGGGAUGAAGAGCAUGGAGGGUUAUAUGGAGAUGAUGACGGGUACUGCACUCUGCCCCCUGCUGCUUUCUUCAAAGAGGUGUGGCCCGUCACGGUGAAGCCCAGAAGUCUGGGCUAUUCCAAGUCUCUGGCGGGGGAGAGCCGGCUCUGCCUCACAGCUACGUCUCUCAUCUUGGUCAGAGUGGCAGCAUUCCGUGCUUUGCCAUCGGUUACAAUACCUUUGCUAAGUGUUCGGCGCUUUGGCCACUUGGAUGGUUUGUUCUUUUUGGAGCUUGGCAGGUCAGCACCAAACGGUCCUGGAGAGAUCUGGAUGGAAGCAAGAGAUCAAGGAAACACAGCAGUAGCUCAGCACAUUCAUGAAGUGGUUCGUGAGACAAUCAGGGCACAGCGAGUGCUUCCUAACUUCAGCUGGUCACCCACCUCCAGCCACAGUCAGCUUCAAACCCUUCUGGCUUCAAAAGGCAGCAGACCCAAAUACAGAGACAAGCAGGUGAAUGUGAGACCGCUUGGUUCUCGCCUGGCCCCCCGAAACCCUGAAAUCCAGACAAGUCCAACUAAACAUCACGGAGAUCCCUUCAAACCACACAAAGCAGAGCCUGAACCCUCUCUGAGCUCCACCUCACACCUCAGCCCUGUCAGAUCCCGUCACAGCUACAUGGCUGAGACCGGCAGCUACAUGAAGAUGAAGAUGGACCGUCAUCUCCCAGUGAAUAAGCUCCCAGCUGUGGUGACAGGGGACCUCCGCAGUGCUGGGAUAGAGGGCUGCAAACCGGGUGAGGAAGGGCCGGAGUACAUGAUGAUGUCGCCACUGGUGAGCCACAGCUCGUCUGUGCUGCCUCAGGAUGAAUAUGUGGUCAUGGCGAGCCCACAGAAACACAACAAGCCAGCUUACCCUUUCCUUCGCACGUCAUUCAGUAGCUCCACCUCUGACAGCGACUCUCCUCUGCAGCUGCCACAUCACCAGACCAGUGAACACCGUCAGCCACACUGGCUGGCGACCUCACUCCAAGCGCCAAAAGCAGAUGCUGGCCAAUCACAGAUGAGCACCAGCUGCUAUACCCGACCACAGGAAGAUGUCUGGCAGGUGCAGACGUCAGCCGAGCAGAGACAACUCCCAGCACAGACCGGGGCCACUUCGUCUCCUGUGAGGAGUGUUGAUGGAUCUGGCGUGGUGACUCCAUUUGUCCCACGUGCACCAGGCUACACCAGGGCAGUUCAGGCUAGUCUGCACUCCGGUACAGGCAGCACCAGUCGACUCCAAGCUGCGUCAGAUCAAUCUGUGAGAAGAAACCGGCUGUGUUUGUUUCUGCCUUCUUGUCUGCAAACUAAGCACAGAUCCUGAGUGUUUGUUGAGAUAUUACAUCUGGUGCAGCAGGGCACAAAAAUUAAAACUUCAAGUUGAUGAAAGAGUUAUUGAAUCAAGUAAUUCAGUGUGACUGGAUCACUUGCAUGUUGCCCACUUGUUAUGGCAGUGCUCAUGCACAGAGACACUGGGGCUUUAAAGGUUCGAUUGAAUAUUAUAGUAUAUGUUUGAGAAAAUGAAGUUGUCUGACAAUAUUAGUGUCUGUGAAUGCACUCAGUGUUUGACCUCAGUUUUCCUCUUUUUGUCAAUGCUUUUUUUGUUCUCUUUUGGAGUGGAUUAAUGAAGCUUUGGGUUUUGCACAGCACUUGAAGACGCUCCACUGUUAUAUGAAAGAAUUCAAAGA
Epinephelus moara (kelp grouper) is the source of this 2500-nucleotide messenger RNA. RefSeq names its product insulin receptor substrate 2-B-like. Gene Ontology annotation, cellular component: cytosol; plasma membrane. The record is from RefSeq and is a predicted model, not a curated record. The coding region runs from base 139 to 2136 and encodes 665 amino acids. The transcript has 6 exons. NCBI's taxonomy places the organism in Eukaryota, Metazoa, Chordata, Actinopteri, Perciformes, Serranidae. Gene Ontology annotation, biological process: insulin receptor signaling pathway. Gene Ontology annotation, molecular function: phosphatidylinositol 3-kinase binding; insulin receptor binding.